AUGUCUCAAUGCCCAACUGCCAGCACCACUGCCUCCACAGUCUUGGAUUCACAGCCUUCAGGGCUGUUGGAUGCCACCCAUUAUGUCUCCCAGAUUGCAUCUACUGUGUGGCAGAGUCAAGAGCUGCCUCUGUCACAGCUCACUCCCAGGGCCCUCAAAAGAAGGUUGGAUCUGGACUCCCAAAAAGAAGGAGAUUCAAACUUUGCUUGCUAA
Molecule: messenger RNA, 213 nt
Organism: Rhizoctonia solani
Lineage: Eukaryota; Fungi; Basidiomycota; Agaricomycetes; Cantharellales; Ceratobasidiaceae
Exons: 2
Coding region: 1-213 (70 amino acids)
Source: RefSeq, a predicted model, not a curated record